AUGAAGGGCGUGGGACACAACAACAGCAGUAGCAGCGGCGGCGGACUCCUUGCCGGGGCGAGGCAGGGGCAGCAGCAGCCGCCGACGGACAUGUUUGUCGCCUGCUUUGAGGCCGCCCUGGACGAGGAAUUGCGGGGGCAGGCUAUCUCCAGCAGCUUUCGUGCCUGCUUUGAGCGGAUUAGUUCACCGUACGGCUUUGUGCGCAACGAGGGCCUCCGUGACGCCCUGCAGCGUCUCUGUGACUUAUCGCUGGAGGCGGCGGAGGAGGCGGCGCAGUCGGCCGACAAGACAGCCGGCAGCGGCACCGCCGCGGGAGGCGGAGGGGCGGCCCUCGUUGCGCCGCACCUUCCGUACGACGCCAUACGCUCCUCCGUCAUGCCGCGCGGCCCAGUCGAGGCGUACGCCGCGGGGGCGCCGCCGAACGCGGCGUCGGGCCGAAGCGCCUCCUCGGAGCGCACCCAGCGGGCGUUGCGUGGGGCACGCUACACAGCGUCGGUGUUUCACCGCGUCCUCGUCCCGCGUCUGGAUGAGCGGGCCCGCUACAACCCUGGCGGCCCCGUCGCCGUCGAGCUCUCGGAAGAGGCGGCGCUGGCGUGGAACACGCUGAAUCACGCCCAGCUCACUACCCCACCCCCGUCGCCGACGCCGGCGCGGAAAAAGACGCCGAAUGUGACGCUCACGGAAGUGACCUUUCAGGAGCAGGAACUGGCGCUGCGGCUGUUGCAGGGCCUAAGUCUGGUGGUGUACGACCAGCGUCGCGUGGUGGCGGAGGGCCCCCUCAUCACGUAUCUCGUUGAGGUUUGGCAGUGUUGCCUGCAGCACAUACAGGCCCUCUUUAGCCGGCGGCGCCGCAAUGCGGCGCUGGAAAAGACAGGGGAUACCUCGCCCUCCACCGCCCCAUUGAUGGAGGAAGGGCCUGUUCAGCUUGUCUUUGGUUUAGAGACUGUCAUAGUGGCCAGCAUCGACGCGGCGGAGGCGGCGUGCCACUACAACCCACUCGCGUUAACCCGCAUCGUGCAGCACGGCGGCGUACGGGCCCUCCUCGACUUGGGGCUUUGCCCGUACGCCCCCUACGACAUCCGCUGUGCCGUGUUUGACACCGUCAGUGUGCUGAUGCAGGAGGUGGCCCCGUUUCGACGUGCUGUGGCGGCGGGGGGCCCAAACGCCGCAGCAACAGCCGCCGCAGCCGCAGCCGCAGCCGGCGGCGGCACAAAGGGGGAGGAGGACGAAUUGAUUCAAACAAUGAUACACCAGGCCAUGACGGGUUCGUUGGGCCGGCAGGCGGCCCCGCCACCGUUUCUGAUGGACCGCGCGAGUGCGUCAAAGUUUGACUCCGCCGUGCGUGACUGGUUUAGCCAGCAGGGUCUGAGUCACGUGGUGUCGGCGGUGAUGGGGCUGCGGGAUGUGCGUGGGACGCCGAUUGCGGCGGGGUCGAUGCCAAAGGCCGAGGUGGCGCGCCACGUGCAGCGCGUGAACCAGAUGCGCGAGAAGCAGCUGCAGGCUUUGCUGCAGGCGGUGGACGGCAAGCGGGCGGCGCUGUGA
Trypanosoma conorhini is the source of this 1542-nucleotide messenger RNA. RefSeq lists its product as uncharacterized. Bases 1 to 1542 code for a protein of 513 amino acids. The transcript has a single exon. Lineage: Eukaryota; Euglenozoa; Kinetoplastea; Trypanosomatida; Trypanosomatidae. The record is from RefSeq and is a predicted model, not a curated record.